Messenger RNA from Marmota monax (woodchuck), 2781 nucleotides. RefSeq names its product zinc finger protein 709-like. Gene Ontology annotation, biological process: negative regulation of transcription by RNA polymerase II; regulation of cytokine production; regulation of immune system process. The record is from RefSeq and is a predicted model, not a curated record. The transcript has 4 exons. Lineage: Eukaryota; Metazoa; Chordata; Mammalia; Rodentia; Sciuridae.
AGAAUCCAUCUCCAGGACUGUGUCUUCUCUGCUGUAUGAGGCCCAAGUGGCUCUGGCUCAGAUCGGUCUCCCUGUGACCUGCAGCUGCUAUGAGGUCCUCAGGAAGGAAGUCAGGACUCCUCAGAAGGCAGGAAAUGACCUCAGUGUUUUUUGAGGAUGUGGCUAUGAACUUCACCCAAGAGGAGUGGGCUCUACUGGAUUCUUCACAGAAGAAUCUCUACAGAGAUGUGAUGCAGGAAGUUCUUAGAAACCUGGCUUCUGUAGGAGUCAGAUGGGAGGAACAGAAUGUUGAAGAUCAGAACAUAAAUCCUUGGAGUCAUAUAAGGCUGAUCAUACCUCACUCUUCAAACAAACAAUAUAAAAGUGAGGAAUGUGGAGGGAAGCAAUGUGAAUAUAAACAGAACAGAAGAUCCUUCAUUUCUCUCACAAAUGUUCAAAGACAAAUGCACACUCUCAAUGGGCCUUAUGAAUGUUUGACAUGUGGAAGAGAGUUCAGUUGUUCCAGGUGUUUUCAAAAGUGUCAACAAUCUCAUACUGGCGAGCAGCCAUCUGGAUGUGAACAACAUGGAAAAGCCUUCACUUGCUCCAGUUCCUUUCAAAAACAUGAAAGAACCCAUAAUGCAGAGAAUCCUCAUCAGUGUGAACAAUGUGGAAAAGCCUUUGCUACUUCCUGUCUUCUUCACUCACAUGAACAAAAUCAUACAGAAAAGAAGCCCUAUGAGUGUAAACAAUGUAGUAAAGCCUUCUGUACUUCCUCUUCCCUUCGAAGACAUAAUCUAAUUCAUACUGUAGAGAAGCCCUAUGAAUGUAAACAAUGUGGAAAAGCCUUCACUAGUUCCUUUAAACUUCAUUUACAUAAAUGAACUCAUACAGGGGAAAAGCCCUAUGAAUGUAAGCAGUGUGGGAAAGCCUUUGCUUCAUCCAGUAACCUUCACUCACAUGAGCGAACUCAUACUGGAGAGAAGCCCUAUGAGUGUAAACAAUGUGCAAAAGCCUUCACUACUUCCUCUUCCCUUCAACAACAUAAUCUAAUUCACACUGGAGAGAAGCCCUAUGAAUGUAAACAAUGUGGAAAAGCCUUUGCUAGAUCCAGUCACCUUCACUCACAUGAAGGAACUCAUGUAAGAAAGAAGCUCCGUGAAUGUAAACAAUGUGGAAAAGCCUUUGCUUCAUCCAGUCGCCUUCGCUUACAUGAACAAAUUCAUACAGGAAAGAAGCCCUAUGAAUGUAAGCAGUGUGCAAAAGCCUUCACUACUUCCUCUUCCCUUCAACAACAUAAUCUAGUUCAUACUGGAGAGAAGCCCUAUGAAUGUAAACAGUGUGGGAAAGCCUUCCCCUGGUCCUCUUACCUUCAAAAACAUGAACAAACUCACACUAGAGAGAAGCCCUAUGUAUGUAAGCAGUGUGGGAAAGCCUUCUCCUGGUCCUCUUCCUUUCAAAUACAUAAACAAACUCAUUCUGGAGAGAAGCUCUAUGAAUGUAAACAAUGUGGAAAAGCUUUUGCUUCAUCCAAUCUUCUUCAUUCACAUGAACACACUCAUUCAGGAAGGAAGCCCUAUGAAUGUAAAAAAUGUGGGAAAGCCUUCCCCCAGUCCUCUUCCCUUCAGAGACAUAAUCAAAUUCACACUGGAGAAAAACCCUAUGAAUGUAAACAAUGUGGGAAAGCCUUCUCCUGGUCCUCUUCCCUUCAAAGACAUAAACAAACUCAUUCUGGAGAGAAGCCUUAUGAAUGUAAAAAAAUGUAGAAAAGGCUUCUGUACUUCCUCUUACCUUCAAAUACAUAAAUGAAUUCAUACUGAUGAGAAGCCCGAUGAGUGUAAACAAUAUGGCAAAGCCUUUGCUUCAUCCUGUAACUUCCUGUCCCAUGAAAAUUCUCAUACUGGAGAGAAACCCCAUGUACGUAAAUAUUGUGAAACCUUUAGUUGUUCCACUUAUCUUCAUGUGCCUGAACAGACUCACACUUGAAAGAAGGUCUAUGAAUGUAAAUAAUGUAUUGAAUUUUCUUUUUUCUAAAUACACGAAAAAUCUCAUAGUCGAGAAAAGCCCUAUAAGGGAAAUGGUGUGGUAAAGCCUUCAGAAGUUUGGCUUAUUUUCAAAUACAUGAAAAAACUCAUUUUGGAGAAAAACUUUAUGGAUGUAUGCAAUGUGGGAAGCCUUCACAUAUUCCUGUGGGAUUUAUGUACAUAGAAACAUUUAUACUGAAGAAGAGCUCAGUGAAGGUAAAUAGUGUGGAAAAGCCUGUACUAGUUGUGCUUAUCUUCACGUACAUGAACAAACUCAUACUGGGGAGAGGCCUCAUGACUGUAGACAAUGUGGUACAAUCUUUUCUUAUUCCAAUUCAAUUUUAAAACACCAGAGCACUCAUACUGGAGAGAAUCUGUAUGAAUAGAAACAAUCUGGAAAAGCUUUCGGUACUUCUCACCUUCAAGUGCAUAAAUGCACACAUACUGCCGAGAAACCCUGUAAAUGGAACAACAUGGGAAACGUUUCACUCAUUCUUAUCAGUUUUGAAUUAUACACAAAUUCACACUGCAUUGAAGUCUUAUGAAUGUGAAAAAUAUGCAAAAGCCUUUAGUUGAUCUUAAUAUCUUCAAAUAUAAGAACAAACAUACUGGUGAGUGUAAACAAGGUAUAUAUAUAUCCUUCAUUUGUUGCAGUUAUGUACAAAAACAUGAAGUAAUUCAUAUUGGAACAAAGCUAUAUAAAUGUAAACAAUUGGAAACACAUUCCAUUGGAGCAAUUCCCCUAAUAAGCAUUAAAGAAAUGGUAUGUAUAAAUGCA